Molecule: messenger RNA, 2419 nt
Organism: Anoplophora glabripennis (Asian longhorned beetle)
Lineage: Eukaryota; Metazoa; Arthropoda; Insecta; Coleoptera; Cerambycidae
Gene: Duba
Product: OTU domain-containing protein 5-B
Exons: 9
Coding region: 125-1783 (552 amino acids)
Biological process (GO): protein deubiquitination
Molecular function (GO): cysteine-type deubiquitinase activity; K63-linked deubiquitinase activity
Source: RefSeq, a predicted model, not a curated record
CUUUGUGGUGGUUCUCUUGUUUGACAUCUUCAGUGGUUUGUCGUUUCUAGUUUCUCGUUCGAUUUUUGUGAACUAAAUAAUUAUAAAAAUUUACUACUAAUCAUAUUUUAACUUAUCUGAAGGGAUGACGAUUUUACCAGCAAUUAGAAAAACAGGGGGAAAUGCGGAGGAGAACAAAGAGAGCAAUCAGCAGAACGGACCUUCGGAGAGAGUGAAUCGUAGAAAUGAUAUUAACUCUAAACAAAUAGCAAGUCUUUCUGAAAAUAAUGCCACUGCAAGACGUUCACCCUUUCCUUUUAAAAAUGAUCGAAAAGAACGUUUAAGGAAACGAUAUAAAGAGUCGGACCGGCCUAGGGACAGAGAAAAUGUACGUGAACAGAAACGUGAAGCAAGAAGAGAACAGAAAAGAGACAGAAUUGUAUUAAAUAAACGGGAGAUUAUUGCAGAACCACUUCAUGAAAAUAACACCAUUACUUCACCUGUGGAUAAUCCAACCACUGAAACGCCUUGCAGUAAUAGUGAAGUAGUUAGUAAGGAAGACUGUACUGGAUUUAAUAGCGAAGAUGAAUAUGACGAAAGUGUAAUUAAGGAUAGACAUCUCACCGAUGAGGAAUGGCAGAAAAGGGAUGCCAUAUUUGCUCGUUGCAUGUCAAAUUUAGGAUUUGAAAUUAAGAAUAUGAAUGAAGAUGGAGCAUGCCUUUUUCGCUCCAUAGCAGAUCAAGUUUAUGGUGAUCAAGAAUUUCAUUUUCAAGUUCGACAGGAUUGUAUGAAUUACAUUGUCCAAAAUCGGGAUUAUUUUGAGCCUUACGUUACUGAAGAUUUUGAUAAAUACGUAGCAAGAAAACGUACAUGGCAUGUACAUGGAAAUCACCUAGAAAUUCAAGCAAUGAGUGAAUUAUAUAAUAGAACCAUUGAAGUUUAUUGUUAUCAAAUUGAACCCAUCAACAUUUUCAAUUGUUCAAGAUUAAUAAACUCGUAUGAACCGAUUAGACUUUCAUACCAUAGGAUGUGCCACUAUAAUUCUAUUAGUAAUCCUAACAAACCUUCAGUUGGAGUUGGAUUAGGUCUACCAAACUAUAAACCAAUCGACAUUGAUAGAAGAAGGUUCAACGAUGCUAUCAGAGCUAGUGAAGAAUUACUUAUAGAACAGACAAUGUUAGAAGAUAAAAUAAAAGCAACUGACUGGGAGGCAACUAAUGAAGCCAUCGAAGAACAAGUCGCUAGGGAGUCAUACAUACAAUAUUUUCGGGACGCAGAGAAACGUUUAAAGGCACAGGGCCAUCCAUUGGCCAGUGGAAGUAGUUCUACGAUUACUUCUUCUAUGAUUUCAAGUCCCAGAGCUUCUAGACGUGGUUCAGUUUCACCUAAAGGAUGUCAGUCACCAGCUUCGCCAAAGAAUAGUUUUUCUCCCUUAGCAAGUCCCAGGACAUCUUUCGGAUCAAAUUCAUCAAAUAAUACAUUGACAUUUACGCCCGACUGUGCUAAUGUGGAAAAUGUGCCAGUACCUUAUGUUCCCACUAGUGAGGAGGAGGCGUUCGCAAAACGAGUAUACAACUCUCCUAGGAGAAUUGCGGAACCUGAAAUUAAUUUUAGUGGUGAAAAUUUUUCGGCUGAAUUUAAUGAACAGGCUGGACCAUCGGGAAGUAAUGGUAUAGGAUUAGAAGAUUUUGAUCAAGAAAUAAUGGCUCGGGUUCUAGCCGAAUCACAGAAAACUUAUUUAGAUGAAUUAAAGCACAAGUCUAAAAAACGCAACGGUUCGCCGGGACCAUCAACUUCUUCGUAGUGUAAGAUUUUACCUUGUCGGAUACCACGUACCAUUUCUAACAUUUUUCUUAAUAAUAGCUUUGUUUAAUGUUACUUCGUUAUGGCAAUUUGCAAUUUGCAAUAUAAUUAUACCACUAUUUAAUUUUCUUGCGUUGAGCAUUAAACAAGGUUUAUUAAUUUCCAUGUCCGUUAUGUAACCUACAUUUAAUAUAGACUUGAUAUUUUAAAAGUUUCACUUACUCUUUGUUCUGUUGUGGGGAUAGAUUUGUGUAUUUUUUUUAAUUAUGGUUUUCAUGCUUGCUUUAAAGUGAUAAAUUUAAUUCUUCAUCGUUAGACCUUCAUAUGAUGUGAGUAAAAAUUAUAAUAUAUUUCAAGAUGAUUUUUGUGUAGCCAACAAAUUAUCCUGAUAUUUGUAUAGCAGUUUAUUUGUCAGAUGAAUAUAUAUGAUAUGGAGAGGAAUGUUGGAGGGAUACACCAUAACGAAACCUCAUAUUACAUUUUUAUGUAGUUCAGUUGUAGCUUAGCAGCUACUCUUAUUAGUUUUAAAUAUUUAUAGUGUACUACUUGUGAUAUAAAUUUAUUGAAUUUAAAAUUUUAAUUAAGUCGUGUAUUAUAUCGAAUUAGUUACAUGUAAUUAUUUUGUAGUAUUAAUUAA